Molecule: messenger RNA, 6823 nt
Organism: Canis lupus familiaris (dog)
Lineage: Eukaryota; Metazoa; Chordata; Mammalia; Carnivora; Canidae
Gene: BBX
Product: BBX high mobility group box domain containing
Exons: 19
Coding region: 421-3243 (940 amino acids)
Biological process (GO): regulation of transcription by RNA polymerase II
Cellular component (GO): nucleus
Molecular function (GO): DNA-binding transcription factor activity, RNA polymerase II-specific; RNA polymerase II transcription regulatory region sequence-specific DNA binding
Source: RefSeq, a predicted model, not a curated record
CGGGCUCAUGGACUGUAUGUGGAGCAGCUCCGGUGGAGCGGAGGCAGCGCGGCUCCGCGGGCUCCCCUGCACUUUCCCACAGCCGAGCCCCGACCGGCCGCCCAGGGCGAGCCACGCACACGCCCUCGCGCCCGGCGAGCCCGCGAGGUCACUAUCAUAUGACAAAGGCUUUGCCGCAGUUCAUCUUCCUCCCUGUGUACUUUCCAUUUGCCUUCCUGGAAUCCUGCUGCAUCACAGAAGCUGGAAAUUCUGAUGUUCCAUUAAAAUCACAAUGGAAAGUCUUGACUUGACCGGCACCCUCAGGAAGACCCCAAGCCUCUAGCGGUACCUGGUAUCAUCUCCAACAUGUUUAUAGAUGUGGAGGAUUCCCUGGGAUAUUGAGAAAUACCAGAGACGCAUUGUUCUACUGUAGUCACAGUAAUGAAAGGCAGUAAUAGAAAUAAAGAUCAUUCAACAGAAGGAGAAAGGGCUGGAAAGCGACCAAAACGAAAGUGUCUUCAGUGGCACCCACUGCUAGCAAAGAAACUGCUGGACUUUUCAGAAGAGGAGGAAGAGGAAGACGAAGAGGAAGAUAUUGAUAAGGUUCAACUUCUUGGGGCCGAUGGCCUAGAGCAAGAUGUUGGUGAGACUGAUGAUGAAUCACCAGAGCAACGAGCCCGGAGACCAAUGAAUGCAUUUCUCUUAUUUUGCAAACGUCAUCGCUCUCUUGUACGUCAGGAACACCCCAGGCUUGAUAACCGAGGUGCUACCAAGAUACUGGCUGAUUGGUGGGCUGUUCUAGAUCCAAAGGAAAAGCAGAAAUAUACAGACAUGGCCAAGGAGUAUAAAGAUGCAUUUAUGAAAGCAAAUCCUGGCUACAAAUGGUGUCCUACCACAAAUAAGCCUGUGAAAUCCCCAACACCCACUGUCAAUCCACGAAAGAAACUAUGGGCUUUCCCAUCUGACUCUUCAAGAGAUUUACCAAGCCCCAAGAAAGCAAAGACUGAAGAAAUGCCUCAGCUAAACUUUGGAAUGGCUGAUCCUACACAGAUGGGAGGCCUGAGCAUGCUGCUUCUAGCUGGAGAACAUGCUCUUGGAACACCAGAGAUAUCCUCUGGCACUUGUAGGCAGGAUGUUUCGGAAUCUCCUGAAUUACGUCAGAAGUCCCCAUUAUUUCAGUUUGCUGAGAUAUCUUCAAGUACAUCCCACCCUGAGACUCCUUCAAAACAGUGUCAAGCAUCAGCCUUGUUUCAGUUUGCAGAGAUUUCUUCAAACACUUCGCAGUUGGGUGGUGCUGAACCUGUGAAACGCUGUGGGAAGUCUGCACUCUUUCAACUGGCAGAGAUGUGUCUGGCAUCAGAGGGGGUUAAAAUGGAGGACUCAAAGCUAAUGAAGGCAAAAGAAUCAGAUGGUGGAAGAAUUAAAGAAUUGGAGAAGGGAAAGGAACAAAGAGAAAUAAAAAUGGAGAAAACAGAUGAAGCCAGGUUACAGAAGGCAGCAGAAUUUGAAAGACCAGCUAAGGAAAAUGUCAGAGAUUCUAAGGAACUAAGAAAUUUUGAGGAGCUGCGAAUGGAUGAUAUAAUGGAUAUAAAAAUGGAAGAUUCCAAAGAAAUUAAGAAGGAAGAACUAGAGGAAGAUCAAAAAUGUAGUCACUUCCCUGAUUUUUCCUAUUCUGCCAGUAGCAAGAUCAUAAUAAGUGAUGUUCCCAGUAGGAAGGAUCACAUGUGCCAUCCUCAUGGAAUUAUGAUCAUUGAAGAUCCCACAGCAUUAAACAAACCAGAGAAGCUAAAAAAGAAAAAGAAGAAAAGCAAAAUGGAUCGACAUGGAAAUGAUAAAUCCACACCCAAGAAGACUUGCAAAAAGAGGCAGUCUUCAGAGUCCGACAUUGAGAGUGUCAUGUACACCAUUGAAGCCGUUGCAAAGGGAGACUGGGGCAUUGAGAAACUUGGAGAAACCCCUCGCAAGAAGGUCCGCACAUCCUCAAGUGGCAAGGGAAGCAUUUUGGAUGCCAAGCCACCAAAGAAAAAAGUGAAAUCAAGAGAGAAGAAAAUGUCCAAGGAGAAAUCCUCAGACACCACCAAAGAGUCAAGACCUCCAGAUUUCAUUAAUAUUUCUGCCAGCAAGAACAUUUCUGGUGAGGUGCCAGAGGGUAUAAAAGCAGAACCAUUGACGCCCACAGAGGAGGCAUUACCACCCAGCCUAUCAGGACAGGCCAAGCCUGAGGAAAGUGACUGUCACAGAAAAAUAGAGACUUGUGGUUCCCGGAAAUCUGAGAGGUCUUGCAAAGGUGCUCUUUAUAAAACCCUGGUGUCUGAAGGCAUGCUCACCUCUCUGCGAGCUAAUGUUGACAGAGGGAAACGAAGCUCAGGAAAAGGAAACUCCUCUGACCAUGAAGGGUGUUGGAAUGAAGAAAGCUGGACGUUUAACCAGAGUGGGACCAGUGGGAGCAAGAAGUUCAAGAAGACAAAGCCAAAGGAAGAUUCUCUCCUUGGCUCAGCAAAGCUGGAUGAAGAAUUUGAAAAAAAAUUCAACAGCCUUCCUCAAUAUAGUCCUGUUACAUUUGACCGGAAAUGUGUAACUGUCCCAAGGAAAAAGAAGAAGACUGGAAACAUGUCCUCCGAACCGACUAAAACCAGCAAAGGUCCUUUCCAGUCUCAGAAAAAGAACUUAUUCCACAAAAUUGUCAGCAAAUAUAAGCACAAAAAGGAGAAGCCUAAUGUUCCGGAAAAAGGAAGUGGGGAUAAAUGGUCAAACAAGCAACUCUUCUUGGAUGCCAUUCACCCUACAGAAGCCAUAUUUUCAGAAGACAAAAACACCACAGAGCCUGCUCAUAAGGUUAAAAAUGCCCUAUCCAUUCCCAACACUCCAGAGCCAACAGCAACGCAAGAACCUUUGGUGGGCAGCCAAAAGAGAAAAGCAAGGAAAACCAAGAUCACCCACCUUGUCAGGACAGCAGAUGGCCGGGUAUCACCAGCAGGAGGUACUUUGGACGACAAACCAAAGGAACAACUGCAGAGGAGUCUCCCUAAAGUGAGCGAGACCGGCUGCAAUGACGAAUGCUCACACAACCCCGAGACCGCAGAGACUCGGAGCAGCACUCCGGAGAUGCCAGCCGUGUCUGCGUUCUUCAGCCUCGCCGCGCUGGCCGAAGUGGCCGCCAUGGAAAACGUGCACAGAGGUCAGAGGUCAACUCCGCUCACCCAUGACGGACAGCCAAAAGAAAUGCCACAGGCUCCUGUACUUAUAUCCUGCGCUGACCAGUGAAGCGCCCUUUAAUUGUAAAACAUUGUGCUUUACCUACUACCCUAGCCUUGUCUUUACCGAGGGAUGCUAGUGAGUCCAGAUGGUGGAAAAUAUAGACUGCAAACAAGUGCUUGUUGCCCUACACGGCCCAGAUUCACUUGAAGCAGAAGUUAGCAUCCUGGGCCAGUUUGUUCUUUUGGAACCCAGAGUCUUGGAGGGUGACGUUAUCUGUCUGAUAAUGAGCAGAAACAGAAUGAACCUGGAGCUUUGCUUUCUAUUGAAGGCUUUUGACGGUAAUAGGUGGUAACUUGGUAAAAGGCUGCCUUUACUGUAGCUCAUCCAGCAUCUCUUUUACCAACCAGAGAGUGUGAAACUAGUUUCGUAUAUUACCUAGUUAUUCUUUCAAAACAAAAACAAAAACAAAAAAAAAACAAAAACAAAAACUGACGCACUGCACUAGUUAUUAUUAGAUAUUCUUAGUCUUUUUUGUACAUGGAGAUUUAAGUUCUAAGAUGGUUUAUAUAAUAGGUUAUACCUACAUUUAUAUUGUAGAAUAAUAUUAAAAGGCCUGUUCCAGAGACUCCCAAGCAGCACGGGCAGGCAGAUGUACCAUUGUUAGCGGUGUAUGCUCGGCCUCGUGGUCCAUAUAUUCUGCACUUUUAUAUUUGCCACCAGAGUGGUAGUUUGCUGGCAAAGACAGAGAGAGAGAGAGAAAAUUAGUAUUCUUACAAGCUGAAUUUUUUUCUUAGCCUCAAGUGACCCAAGAAUUUGCUUGGGGCUAAUUGUGGCAAAUAUUUUCCCAGACAGGGGAAGAGUCCUGCAGAUUACAGAUUACUGAUGUUUUCAUGCCUUGAGGAUUCUUUUAUUUUUACACAGGGGUCUCAGUGACCAAUGGAUCGUUCAUACAAACAAAAAAAAAAGAAAAAUAUUAUUCAGAAGUGACCUUAGUAUUACUUCACUAUUCUGAACACAUUGAAGACACUCACUUCAUGUGGACUUUGAGCUACAGACCUUUUCCAUCCUUCCCGGACAGACUGGACGGGUAGCAACUGCUAUGCACAGCCUGAUUGGCACUGCAGGUUUUGAGAGCCAUUUUUGAGUUUGUGUUGUUAAGGAGGUAUUGAAUAAAUGCUGAGGGAGGUAUGCUUGACCAGGGUGGGAGUCUUAGUCAUAGAGCCACCUGCAAGUUUGUUUCCUUUUUGUGUUUUGUUGCUUUUGAACAUAAAACCAACCAUACGGAUGCCAGUGCCAAGUGGAUUACCUGGCUUAUUAGAACAUUCGACAUAUUGACUUAACCACCUGACAUUCACAGUGUCUUGUUUCCUAGCAACACAUGCAAAGUGAUAAAUCAAAAUUAGUCGGAGGCUACCGAUUUUACAGGGUAUUUGUUCCAUAGCACAAAGUGUAUCCCCACUCUUGCAUCGCAGCACAAACUACCAAAUUUUAAUUAUUGGAUUCCAGCAAUAAUUUUUAUUGGUUUUCAAACUGGCGGAAUUUUGAUAGCAUUAGUUCGAGUUUGAAGCUUUUGAAUUAGAUCUCUAAAUGGUGACAGUUUACAAGGUUUUAUCUAGCUUUCUUAUUUAUACUUGACUCAAUUGUAAUGAUGAUUUUUUUUUUUCUAAUCGUAAUUUGACCUAAUAGCCAUACAGAAAAUGACUCUAUUAGUACUGACUAGGUUUAGCUUUUCAUAGUUGUAGAUAUUACUUCAGUUUCGGUGCUGGAAAAUAUGUACAACAUACUAACAGAAUUGAAAAAGAAUAUAGGGAUUUGUUUGGUUUGUGUUUGGGUUUUUUUUUCCUUCAAAGCAGGUGAAGAGGGCAGCAGAGCAUUGGAAUGGUGUCCUCAAAAAUGGAUAAUCAUUGUGAGCAUGGAGGAAGAAGGAAUUAGUAAGCUAGGUUAGUCAGGUUAGAGCUUAACCCCAUUCACGUAGAAAUAAAUCAGGUGAGCAGCCCCAGAUUUUAGCAUAAUAUUUUUACUAUGAUGCUGUUUUAUUAAUAUUUUCUAAAUUUCAAAACACAAAGUGAAUGUUUGAAAAUUGCUGGGUCCCAUUGUUGGUGGCUGUUGGAGUUUUUGGACCACUUGCUAGCAGUGAUUUAAAAAUUAUAAUUAGCUAAAAAUCCAAAAAAAAAAAAAAAAAAAAAAGAAAGAAACCAACAACAAAAAUUGUUUGGUGCAGAACAUGCACCUUGACAAUGGUACUAACUUGUUAUUCUAUAGAACACGUUAGAAUAGAUCUAUUUUUGCCAGAGCACCCUCCUUCAGUCCUCCAAUUACAUUUCACUAGAUUUCCUUAAGAGAUUGCUGUAUAUUCAUGGGACCUUUUUUAAAAAGAAGCAAAACAAAAGAUUACUUUUUUCUAUGUGAUUAAUAUCUUACUUGAUCUGCUUUUCCUAAACCUCAGUGGCUUUUCCCUUAGGCAGGGGUGGGGUGGGAGGGCAAUCUACUGGAUAUGACUGUUUUCAGAUACUUUAAAAAAAAAAAAAAAAAAACCUUUUUGUAGAAAUGCUUAAUUUUUAAGCGGUUAGGCACUGAGAGUAGCAGAAAUCCUGCAAAGCUUUAUAGUCCUUUAGACACUCGCCUUGUUGUUUCUCUGAGUGAAGUCUUGAUUUCAAUAAUAGUGCUUUUCUCAUGCCCUGAAUCCGCUGGAGAAGGGUGUUGGUAUUUUCAGGUAACAACGUUUGUUAGCACAAAUAUUUCAGACCAACAUGUAGUACCCCCCUCCCAUCUAUCAUUUUCACUUCAUUUCUCUCAUUCUAUUUUGGAAAAUCGUAUUGCUAUGGUGUGUACCUUAAUCUGCCAGCAAACACCAUCGACACUAACAUUUGUCCCACAAGCAUCCUCAAAAAGUUGUUGCACCUUAUGUAUAUCUCAAGCAAACCAAAAUAUGAUGCUCUUCUGCUUUGUUUUAUUCUAAAUUGUUGUAUCAUAUCUUUCUGAAAAACCAUUCUGAAACUAGUUGAAAUUAUCAAUAUUUAUGCUUUUAACCUUAAUUUCUGGAUUCAAACCUGUAUAUAAAUCUUUUGAAAAAAAUUGUCCUAGCCCUUCUCUGUGAUGCCGAAGUGGAUGAUUUAGUCUCAGAUGGAGACGCAGUACUGUUCCAGUUUUCUUUAGCCUUUUAUUUAUUUAGUUAUUCUGGGUAUUUUCCUAUGUAAUUUUGAAGUGUGUAGAGUAUAUUAUAGUAACUGAAGCUGCAGCUCUAAAAAGCUGAGUGAAAGAAAAAAAUACUGUAAGACAUCCUUCUUAAGUUUUUAUUUGUUUGGAUAACUGUAAUGAGAUCAGGAAAAGGAAAAAUGUCCCACAGCCACACUGACGACACAGGUUCUUAUCCCCGGAUUAGGUUAGUUCCCAGAUUUUAGAUAAAAGUGUAAUGCAUCAAAGCCCUUUUAUGAAGAUAAAUCAUACUGUUGUAACUCUUGACAGUCUUCUUCCCCCACAAAUACCAGAACUACGUUCAUUUAAUUCUAUCAGAUGAGCUUUCUACCAAUGCCAUCUCGAAGCCAUGCUGAAAUCAUUCCCACAUUAUCACUCAUUCUAGUUUCUGCCAUUAAAACUGCUGGAGGAAAAAAAAAAAAAAAAAGUGGUGGAACACUCCGAAAGAAAA